GUCCAUAUAAGUAUUGAAAGUCGCUCACAAGCAUUCCUUUUCUAUUACUCUAACUCACAAUAUCUUCUUUCACUCCUUCUAUACAUCUUUACUUCCCGGCAGGUCCGUUUAAUAUUCUAUUCUAUUUUAUCUAGACCGGUUCUAUCUUUUUCCUAACAAUUAUGCAAUAUUCAACAAUUUUUGUCUCUUUCCUCCUCUCCACUGUUGUGGCAGCUCAGGGUACUAACAGAACCCUUACUGAGACUCAGACAUGUAAAGAAAUGUUGAAGUUGAAUGCCUUGGUUCAAUUGGCCAGCAAUCAAACCAAGGUCGAUGCUAUCACCGGAAACAACGCGACAAGAGCUGCUUCUCUCCAAGCUCAAGCUUCCGCCGCUUCUGUGAAACUCACGGAGCUUCAAAGCAACACUACCCUCAUGUCCGACUGCGCUGUCAUUGAUUCAGCAAUCAUGACCAAUUCAUCAUGCAAUCAACAAUUUCUCCUCCAAAAAUUUGUUGACUUCGCUGCCAACCAAACACUGGUCUCAGCGACCGUCAACAAUGACAUGACCAAAGUAGCAGAAAUCGAACUCAAAGCUUCAGAUGCCGCCGACAAACUUCAAACAUUACAAUCAAAUGCUACAUUACAAGCAGCUUGUCCAGCAGUCUUCAUGGCCGAUGAAUGUAAAAUGGUCGUUGCCCUUCAAAAAGUCGCAAAUUUGGCUAUGGAUGAUGCGAAGUUGAGUAAGAUUGCCAAGGGCAAUUCGACAAAGGAGGCAAAUAUUAAAGCUGCGGCUAGUGUGGCUAGUAUGCAGGUCAUGAUGUUGGAGGCGAAUACUACUUUGAUGGCUGAGUGUCAGAAUAUGGGUAUUUCGGUUUCUAAUGCUGCAACGGAAAAAUCAACUUCUUCUACCGAUUCUAAGUCGACAGCGAGUAUCAAUAGCAUAAGUGUCACUGCCCUCUUAAUGGGUGUUUUGGCUAUGGGUAUGGCUAUGUUGUAAAGUUUUUAGAGUACAUAUCGGGAUCAAAUGGAAUGGAGUUAGAGAUGAUCAUUCAAGUUAUUAGAUAAGUAUUGUUAGUCUGGUGAUUUUUAGAGUAUAUAUUAUUAGAAAUCAAUUGGAACUUGGGAAUUGGGGAAUCUGGGAUGAAAUAGAAUAGAAUGUGA
Messenger RNA from Botrytis cinerea B05.10, 1141 nucleotides. RefSeq lists its product as hypothetical. The record is from RefSeq and is a predicted model, not a curated record. Lineage: Eukaryota; Fungi; Ascomycota; Leotiomycetes; Helotiales; Sclerotiniaceae. The transcript has 3 exons. Bases 162 to 977 code for a protein of 271 amino acids.